ACACACACACACACACAAAUUGACAUAAUUUAUUUGCCUUCCACACUAGACUGCGAUCAUGAGCCAUGGGCUAUAACUCAAAAUUAUUUCUAUAUUCUUGGAUUGGAACAUUAACAAUGCGCAUGUUUUCAAUGAAUUCUCUUUUACAAGGACAACUUCUGAAUUCUGGAAAGAUAAAUAAGCCCAGGGUAGGUGGUGGGGUGGUGCUGGUGCGGCGGUUGGUGAAGGCUCCGCCGGACAGCGACAUGUUCCAGGCGGCCACCUCGGGGGACCGUGACUGGCUGCGACUCAGCCUGAAGCGGGCGCUGUCCCCAACGCAGCUCGACAAACAGGGUCUGACGGUGCUCCACGUGGCCAGCCUACACGGGCAGUUGGAGUGUAUGAAGCUGCUGUUGGCAUCCCAAGCGGUGGACAUAAACGCCAGCUGCCCCCUGGGCCGCAGACCCAUCCACAUGGUCCUCACUGCCAAGAGCAGACCCCACUCCCAUGCCUGCCUCACCUACCUACUGGAGCACGGAGCCCUGCCAAACGUAGCCACUGACACAGGGUUGACGCCCCUCCACCUGGCUGCCACCGAGGGCCUGUGGGAGUGUACCAAGACUCUAGUGCAGGCGGGGGCAGACACUGGUGCACGAGACAACCGAGGACACACACCUCUGGAACUGGCACGCAUCUGGUGCCACAGAAGGAUCGCCAGGUUUCUGAAGGACUCUAUGUGGCAGAACGAGAAGAAAAGAGAGAUGGAGAGGCGCAAGGCGCUGCAGAACCUUCGGCAGGACCUGUUCAACAUGCACAGGAGGGCCGAGAACAUAGAGAAGGUGGGGAGACAGAAGUUGAUGGAAGAGAAGGUCACGGCGUGGGCCGAUAAGAAAGGCCUUCCCCUCCUCUGGGCCCAGCCUAUGGCCACAUGGAACCAGGCUCACGCCCACUGCCUCUCCCCAGACCAGAGGCCACAAAGCCAGAGGACCAAGGUCUGCCACAGGCAGCAUCCAGGGGCCCCUCCUCGGGAGGCCUGGAACAUCUCCCCCAACCCCUCCAAACCCCCGCCAGCCUCUGUCUCCCGGCCCCAGGGGGUGCGUCUGAGCAGCCAGCCUGAGAGGUCCCCUCCAGAGCCCGACCUGAGGCGCAGCAUAACUCUCUGCAGGGCCCGUGGGGAUGGACGUCCCCAGUACACUGCCAAGUGGGACGGGUCCCCCCAGUCGGUCCCCAACCUGCCCUGGGAUGUCCUUCAGAGGGGGCUGUUCUCUGCAGCCUUCCCAUCAAGGAUUGCCUCACCCAACCACUUCCAGCCCAACCAUGUGCUGGAUCUGCCGCGCCUCGGCUGCUCCCCAGGACCCAACACCUCUCCCUGGACAGAGGUGGCCAUGCACCUGGCUGAGGAGCUGGAGCCUGGCCACUACUGACUGGAUGGAGAGGUAAAGUUGCCCCUAACCAAUGAUCCAGAGUCAGAUUUAUUUCAUCCCUCUAUGUGUUAAGGUUAGAAUGGCAGGUAGGGCAAUCUGAUCCUAGAUCUGUGGUUGGGGGCAACUUCUACUUUAAGGAGUGGUGGAGAUCCACUUUCUCCCAGUCUUCUCCCAGUACUGUAAUGGAGAGACACUGUACUGACUCUACUGUCACCAAGCAUCACAGGUGAUUGGACAGUGGUGUUCUGCAAAACAUAUAUUUUGCAUAUCAGGAGUAUUUUUAUUAUUAAAAGGUGUGAUAUUUGA
This is a messenger RNA of Oncorhynchus keta (chum salmon), 1709 nucleotides long. RefSeq names its product ankyrin repeat domain 53 (gene ankrd53). NCBI's taxonomy places the organism in Eukaryota, Metazoa, Chordata, Actinopteri, Salmoniformes, Salmonidae. Gene Ontology annotation, cellular component: spindle pole. Gene Ontology annotation, molecular function: protein binding. The coding region runs from base 66 to 1403 and encodes 445 amino acids. The transcript has 6 exons. Gene Ontology annotation, biological process: regulation of mitotic cytokinesis; mitotic metaphase chromosome alignment; regulation of mitotic spindle organization. The record is from RefSeq and is a predicted model, not a curated record.